AUGGACACUAAUGAUGAGACAUACGAUUCUGAGACAAACGAUUAUGAUGAAGAUGUUGGACAAGUAUCCGAAAGUCAGACAAUUCCUGUCUAUGCCAACGUUCAAACGUACCCAUGUUCGACAUGUGGAAGAAGUUUCAAUAGUGAAUCAUUAAGGAGACAUCAAGCGGUAUGUAAAAACGCUUUACAAAAGCAACCUCGCAAGAUUUUUGAUACUGGCAAACAGCGUGCGACUGAUUCUGAUGUGCCAUACAAAGCCACGAGAGAAACAACACAGUUUUAUAAAAAUGGUCGACAACCGAAAGUCGACAAUUCAAAGAACAAGACAACUAACUGGCGAGAAGGACACAAUGAACUUGUUCGUACUAUCCGCCAAGCUCGACAAGUCACACAAGCCAUUGAAAAUGAUGCGCCUCUGCCAAAGCAAAUUCCUUCUCAAGCUCCAUCCGAUUAUAUCGAAUGUGAAUAUUGCCAUCGUCAUUUUAACAAAUUUUCCGCAGAAAGACACAUUCCAUUUUGUGAAGCUCAACACAAACGAAAACAGGCGCAUUCAACUGUUACAGCGACGCAUAAUGUCUACACACCACCGAGAAAUAACGGUCGAUCCGAACGAGUCAAUAAUAAUGAACAUCAGAUCAACUCUGCACCUUCCAAAUUAGUCACACGAAGACCUCAAAAAAUCAACGAGGAAAAGGAGUAUAGAAAGCCGACAGUAAAUUCAAACGCUUAUAGACGUCCUACUUUUCAGGAGCCAAUGAAAGCGCAUUCCAAUGGUUCCUCAUCCAAUUUUCAUAAUCCUCGCUUAAUAAAAGCACGUAAUACAACAGGGAACUACUUACGAGGUAUGCGUCGUCCAGAUCGAACUGGUGACCUUGAACAAUCGAAAAACGAGUCGACGUCUUAUUAUCAACAACAUAUAGCCGAAAUGAAGACUCGAGCGCUGAAGGUAAAUCCACGCCCAUCACAAACAAAAACUGACGAUGAUUAUCAACACCACGAGACGCAAAUACCACGUGGACCGACAUUAGCAAAACAUUGUCAUGAAUGUGGUGAAGCUUUUCCUACCGAAAGAGCGAAAUUUUGCUGCGAGUGCGGCGAAAAACGUUUUGGUAUUGAAUAA
Molecule: messenger RNA, 1119 nt
Organism: Adineta ricciae
Lineage: Eukaryota; Metazoa; Rotifera; Eurotatoria; Adinetida; Adinetidae
Source: the annotation of a GenBank genome assembly